This is a messenger RNA of Epithele typhae, 981 nucleotides long. RefSeq names its product Arabinanase/levansucrase/invertase. Gene Ontology annotation, molecular function: hydrolase activity, hydrolyzing O-glycosyl compounds. The transcript is spliced from 6 exons. Lineage: Eukaryota; Fungi; Basidiomycota; Agaricomycetes; Polyporales; Epitheliaceae. Gene Ontology annotation, biological process: carbohydrate metabolic process. The record is from RefSeq and is a predicted model, not a curated record. The coding region runs from base 1 to 981 and encodes 326 amino acids.
AUGGUACUUACCACUCAUCCAUUUCUUCGUGCCACACUAUCCGGACUGCAUGCGCCUACAGCCAUCAAGCCCGGACUCGGCGCGGAUCCGUGGGUGAUCAUGUACGAGGACAACUACUACCUGACCUACACCACCGGGUCGAACGUCCAAGUCUACAAGUCUUCCAACCUCGCCGAGUGGUCGACGACGGGAACCAUCGUGUACACCCCGACUUCGCCCUUUACGGAACUCUGGGCGCCAGAGCUGCACAUCAUCGACGGCUCGUUCUAUAUCUACGUUGCUAUGGACCAGAACAACGACAACUCCCAGCAUCGGAUGUACGCUCUUAAGGGUACGAGCACUACGGAUCCGACGCAGCCGUUCGAACUCGUGGGACAAGUGACGUCAUCGGACAACAACUGGGCCAUCGACGGAACCGUGAUGCAGUAUCAGAACGAUCCGAGUCGACUGUACUUUAUUUGGUCCGGCUGGACGAACUCCAGCCAGACGACGGUGCAGAACCUGUACAUCGCGCCCAUGGACUCCCCGACUCGCAUCUCUGCCAAUCGCGUCCUGUUGCACGAGCCCACCCCGGACUGGCAAGCAAGUGGCGGCCAGCGAAUCAAUGAGGGCCCCGAGAUCUACGUGCACGACGGCCGGACGUUCCUCAUCUAUUCCGCCGCCGCGAGCUGGACCCAGGAGUACUGCCUCGGCUUCAUGGGUAUCGACGGCGGUGCCGACCCACUCGUCCCAAGCAACUGGUGGCGCAAGGACGACGGGCCGGUGUUCUGGGCAUCCGACGCCGCCUUUGGGCCGGGGCACGCGUCCUUCACGACCGACCGCGACGGGGUGCCGUACAUCGUGUACCACGCGAUGGAGGACCAGAACGGGGGCUCGAACAACCGCUCGAUCCGGGCGCAGACGUUCGGCUUCAACCCGGACAGCUCGCCCGCGUUCCCGUCGCCGGCCGGGUUCAGCGUGACGUUCCCACUGCCUGCGUGA